ACGAUGCACCAUGAUGGGACGUCACGCACACUGGCGUCGUGUCGGGAUUGGAAUGUAACAGAGUAACAAUCGGAACAACUGAGCAAUAGGUGACUGGGCUCGCGGAUCAAGGAACUCAGUUGAUUUUAUUUACUAAGGAAACAUCCUGUGAAACUCGCUGUAAAAGGGAAACGUCGCUUUCCAGAGCCGGCGUCCCGAUGAAGAGGAAAUCCACUUCUUGCGCGUGUGAAGGUCCACGGAGAGCGCUGGAAUAAGAGAAAUGCAGGGAUUCGUGAGGUUACCAUCGUUCCGGUGAACUGUUUUUGUUUCGGAGGUGAAUGGAGUAGCGGUGGGCUUCAGUUUAGAUUGGAUGUGUGAACUGGAAACGCCACGGCAUCGAACAUAAACCUCGGUCGUUAUAUUAUUAACGACUUUACAUCUUUUCCAGCGGGACCCCCUGCUCUCCAAAGACGAACUCCAUGAGUCAGUGCCGCCGCAACUCUCAGACGCGUUUAUCUAGCGUUUUUAUUACUCCAACUUAAGUCAGUGAGUAAGCAUAGGCUACCUGAUUGUGUGUUUAUAAUGAUCUUAACAGGUUCGGUUACGGCUGCGUUGUGAAAUGUCGCUACUAGACAGACGAGGGAGAGCGAGGAGCCCGAUGUAAAAUCGCCCACAUGCGCUGGAUCAAUCGCUUGCUGUUCGGUGAUCGGAAUCUGAAGAGUUGUAAAUCCUCGCAGGCUGGAAGAUGGCGGAGCAGUACUAUAGCUGGAGGGGGUGGUGGUGCUGCUGCUGAGAGACAAACUUCCAACCGCUUGAGAUUUAUUUGCAAACACCGCGAUCUGGACACAUGCAGGCCAAAAAACGAUAUCUGAUCUCGCUCUUAACCGGCGCCUUUCUAGUUCUGCUCUUUUACUUUGGAGGAGGGGUCCCGGGUCCGGCGGCCACGGGAUCCAGGAGCCGACAUGGAUAUAAUCGUCCCGAUCAGCCGUGGCCACACUUCUCGGAUCCCUUACAACACUUGAGCCCGUGGGACCAUUCGGACACGGAGGAAUAUAAUGUGCACAUAUCGCCCAGGCAGAAGAGAGACGUUAACUCGAGCGUUUACAAGGGCAAAAGGUGCCGCAUGCAAUCAUGCUUCGAUUUCUCUCUCUGUCAGAGGAACGGAUUCAAAGUGUACGUGUACCCGCAGCAGAAGGGCGAGAAGAUCUCGGAAAGUUACCAGAACAUCUUAUCCACCAUCGAGGGCUCUAGGUUUUACACUUCUGACCCUGGUCAAGCGUGUCUGUUCGUCCUGAGCUUGGACACUCUUGACCGCGACCAGUUAUCGCCGCAGUACGUGCACAAUCUCAAAACCAAGGUGCAGAGCUUGCCUCUUUGGAACAAUGGUAGGAAUCACCUCAUAUUUAAUUUGUAUUCGGGCACAUGGCCCGACUACACGGAAGACUUGGGCUUUGACAUCGGACAGGCCAUGCUGGCCAAAGCAAGCAUCAGUACUGAGAACUUCAGACCUAACUUUGACGUAUCCAUCCCCUUGUUCUCCAAGGAGCACCCAAGGACCGGUGGGGACAGGGGGUACUUGAAAUACAACACCAUUCCACCUUUUAGAAAGUAUAUGUUGGUAUUUAAGGGGAAACGCUAUUUGACCGGCAUCGGCUCGGACACGAGGAAUGCCUUAUAUCAUGUUCAUAACGCGGAGGAUGUAGUUCUUCUCACCACCUGCAAACAUGGCAAGGAUUGGCAGAAACACAAGGACGCGCGAUGUGACAAGGACAACGCCGAAUAUGACAAGUAUGACUACCGUGAAAUGCUGCACAAUUCCACCUUCUGUCUGGUUCCACGAGGACGACGGCUGGGAUCUUUUCGCUUCCUGGAGGCUCUGCAGGCGGCCUGCGUGCCGGUCAUGCUGAGUAACGGUUGGGAACUCCCCUUCUCGGAGGUCAUCGACUGGAACACGGCGGCUGUGAUCGGGGAUGAGAGGCUCCUACUGCAGAUCCCGUCCACGGUGCGCUCCAUUCAUCAGGAUAAGAUUCUGGCUCUGCGACAGCAGACGCAGUUCUUGUGGGAGGCCUACUUCUCGUCCGUGGAGAAGAUUGUGCUCACCACUCUAGAAAUCAUACAGGACCGAGUGCUUCAGCAGACCUCCAGGAGCAAUCUGAUGUGGAACAGUCAUCCCGGCGGGCUUUUCACACUGCCGCAGUACUCAUCCUACCUGGGCGACUUCCCUUUCUUCUACGCCAAACUUGGGAUCAAGCCGAGUCCUAAGUUCACUGCUGUUAUCCAUGCCGUCACGCCGCUGGUUUCUCAAUCUCAACCCAUUCUUAAGCUCCUCGUCUCAGUGUCCAGAUCUCAGUACUGCGCUCAGAUUAUUGUAUUGUGGAACUGUGACAAGCCUUUACCUGCCAAGCAUCGAUGGCCGGCCACCUCAGUGCCCAUCAUCGUCAUCGAAGGAGAGAACAAGGUCAUGAGCAGCCGGUUUCAGCCGUAUGACAGUAUCAUCAGUGAUGCAGUGUUGAGUCUGGAUGAGGACACGGUGUUGUCGACCACUGAGGUGGACUUUGCCUUCACGGUGUGGCAGAGUUUCCCGGAGAGAAUUGUGGGAUAUCCUGCCCGCAGUCACUUCUGGGACAAUAAUAAGGAGCGCUGGGGUUACACCUCUAAAUGGACCAAUGACUAUUCCAUGGUUCUCACCGGAGCUGCCAUUUACCACAGAUAUUACCACUUCCUGUACACCCACUUCCUGCCAAACAGCCUGAAGAGCAUGGUGGACCAGCUGGCCAACUGUGAGGAUAUCCUCAUGAACUUCCUAGUGUCUGCCGUCACCAAGCUGCCGCCCAUCAAGGUCACACAGAAGAAGCAGUACAAGGAGACCAUGAUGGGUCAGUCAUCUCGAGCCUCACGCUGGGCCGACCCGGACCACUUUGCCCAGCGUCAGACCUGCAUGAACAAGUUCGCCAGCUGGUUUGGCGGCAUGCCUCUGGUCCACUCCCAAAUGAGACUGGACCCUGUACUGUUCAAGGACCAGGUCUCCAUCCUCCGCAAGAAAUACAGGGAGAUCGAGCGGCUCUGACCAGACUGGCGCCCCCUGUCGGACAUUCAACAGGGGGCCGCGAGAGACUCUCCGGAGCACAGGAGGACCAUAGCGGACGAGCCCAUGGCUCAGUUUUCCCUUCAGCACACGAGCAAAGGACACAAGGACGUGACGGCCUCUGUGGACCUUCAGACACACGUGACACGCUUUUAACUCUUCGGAAGAUUUAGUUUUGUUUCAGGGUUGGUAACACAACAGAUGAACUGAUCUUUCCCAGCACACGAGAGAGUUGUUGGACGACAGGAGGGACGCAUCAUUUGUGUUAGCACUUCUUCACCACGCCACAUCUGGAUACAUCCAUCUUCCCGCCAUAUUCAUGUUCUCCGAAUCUGUUCUUUCCGAGGUCUCGGAGAAAAUGAGCCGGGUUUUGUGUGCGAGUGAGCUCGUAUGGUUUUAUUUCCAAGUUUUUGAGGUAUUGCAUUGCAAAAAAAUGUUUUUCCAGUACAAAUGUCUAAAAAGAAAUGUUUAAAUCAAGAUGCAUUUACUUGAGAAGCAACAAGAUAUUAAGUCAAAAAAUGAAGUGAGUUUGUGCUUUAAAAUGAGAAAAAAAAAAGUCAGAAAAAAAAUCUUGUUUUCUCUUUGAAUGAAGUUUAUUUUUCUGACUCCACUGACAGAUAUUUGUUCUUGUUUUAAGCACAAACUCAAGAUAUUAAGUCAAGAAAAUCAAGAGUUUGUGCUUAAAACAAGAAUAUCUGUCAUUGGAGUCAGAAAAAUAAACUUAAUUCAAAGGAAAAACAAGAUUAUUUUUCUGACAUUUUUUUUUCUUCUCAUUUUAAGCACAAACUUUCAUUUUCAUGAUUUUCUUGACUUAAUAUCUUAUGUUGCUUCUCAAGUAAAUGCAUCUUGAUUUAAGAGCGUUUAGACGUUUUAAAUGAAAAGCAUGACUUUUUUUGCAGUGUAGGGGCUUUUUAUUAUUUUCAAAAGACUUCCUAAUGAUCAUUUAGAUUCAGUGGAAUUGAUUCUGUGUAGGUUGAAAAGUUCACAAACGCAGAAGUGUGCAAAAUAAAUUGCAUUUGUAACGGCGUUCCCUCUUAUUAGUGGCAUAGCCAGCGUUUAAACACCCUGCAGUAUUUUAUUGCUUUUAUUUUUAAAAAAUGGUGCCAAGACUAAUGAGUUGCCUUAAGUGGCUUAUCAAACCCUCCCUACCUAAUUAAUUCAUGCAAAUCCACCUUAAAAAAAAUUUAAUUAGAAUUCCCCAAAUCCUCACAGCCAGACUUGGAAAAAUGAGCAUGGACGCCGUCUAUUUAGACGAGAAAACUUUGGUAGACAGGUUGCAUCGUAAGGACUUACGGCCGUAGUUUAAGAGAGAUGUCUCUCACCUCCUUUAUCUUCCCUGUCCCUGUGAAAAAUGAGCUGUCCGUCAAAGUUCAAUGGCACUGCCUCAUUCCUCCCUCCUAUUUUAAACGCAACUCCUUCGCAUAUAAAACUCACUCAGCCACAAAUGGACACCCGGCUAAUUUAUGUCCCCUGCAAAAGCGACAGGCUUCCUCUACAUCAAAAUGUACAUCCUUUCUGGUUGAUUUCCGGCUCUCGAGACCAGUGUUGUUUCUCUGUGUUUUCCAGAGAGCGGAGCGCGUCGUCAGCCUCCGCUCACAGGUACUUGAAUGUCUGAUGACUUGAAGGAGUGCCGUGCUUUAGUGGCCUUUUGUGAAGGUGACUGGACUUAAAAUGUGCCAGCUGUGAGCCAAAGCCUUUUUAUUUUCCUUUUCACUUUCCCUUCACAUUAUGCAUCAGAUUUCAUAUCGUACACUACGUCGCGGUCAGCCCACGCUGACAUUUAAACACAUAUCUGACACUGAAUGUUGUUUAGGAACCCGUUCUGCAGACUUCAGUUGUUGUGCAUUGUAUUUUAAUAAGCUUUUGUCAAUCUGCAGAUGAACUGACAUUAUCAGAACCAAGUGAAAAUCCUAAUUAUGGCCUGAAUGAAAUUUUAAAGUGUUUCGUCCAUCUUGACAUUUACGUUUGGGUGCUUGCUUGAAUCUUGUUAUACAAGUAUGUGAAUUAAUUUCAAGUCCCUGAAAGCUUCUACUAUAAUUGUCCUCUUAACGGUUGCAUUUGUAAUUAGUUUUGACUUUUUGUUUUAACACAAACGGCCCACAUCUGGUUGAGUUUUAAGUUCAGCAAACCAAUUUAAAUUUUUAUAUGAUUGUCAUUGUCCACGUCUGGCCUCACAAAUCAUUAGACGCUUCAAAAGCGUGACUUAUCACUGUACAUACAGCUGAUUAUAUAUACCGUCUGAGAUCGUUUCAGGGGGCAGCUGUGUGCCUCAAAUGUCUGUUUUGAUUAUUAUGUACAUCCCACCCUGUCUCUAUGCCCUUGCCAACACUGUCAUCAGGGCUUGUGAUACGCCCAACAUCGUCCAGAUCUGCCCGAGGCCCUUGUCGUGUACGAACGACACUCUGAUAGGUGUUUGCAUUGAUGCCAAUGUUAUUUUAAUUACCCAGCUUAACGUGACAAAGCCAUUCAUUUGAAAUCGGCCGGUUGAAUGCUGCUGCUACAAACACACACUUGCAAGAUCACCAAAGAAUCUUGGCGAAUUUAAACUCAUUGCUUAAGCGAAGUAAUUUGUCAUGGUUUCUGUACUUGUUCAUCAUUCUCAUUUAGUCUCGAGGCAAACUAGUAAAUCUGCAUACUAAUUUUAACUUACUUCAUCUGCAUACUUACAUUAUGUUCUGUGAUUAGCAAUAAGCAAUAUGCUCAAAAACAUCACUGAUCUCUCCGUGAUUGUGCCUUUUGAUUCGAGUGAAUUGAGUUUGUGACACCCGAAUAAUGUUGCGUCAUCUGCCGACACUAAUAAGGUUUCACAGCAUCCGACUGUAUUGCUCACGUUAGGCUGUUAACCAGACUUGCAUGACCACUUUAGACUAUUUAUGAGUAAAUACUGGUUUGUUUUUGGGUUAUUUUUGUUCAGAUCUGUUUGUUUUGCUCCCUCCUGUCCUGACCUGUCAUCCCAGUAAUUAACAGAUGACUUUUUAUAGAGGUAAUAAAGAAAAUGCAAAAUGCCAAUUUUGUAUGGAUGAUUUAUAAGAAAAUGAAUAAAGUCAUAUUUGAUGCUAUAA
Molecule: messenger RNA, 6126 nt
Organism: Ctenopharyngodon idella (grass carp)
Lineage: Eukaryota; Metazoa; Chordata; Actinopteri; Cypriniformes; Xenocyprididae
Gene: ext1b
Product: exostosin glycosyltransferase 1b
Exons: 11
Coding region: 827-3046 (739 amino acids)
Cellular component (GO): membrane
Molecular function (GO): glycosyltransferase activity
Source: RefSeq, a predicted model, not a curated record